This is a messenger RNA of Cimex lectularius (bed bug), 1039 nucleotides long. RefSeq lists its product as uncharacterized. Lineage: Eukaryota; Metazoa; Arthropoda; Insecta; Hemiptera; Cimicidae. The transcript has 5 exons. The record is from RefSeq and is a predicted model, not a curated record. The coding region runs from base 112 to 693 and encodes 193 amino acids.
AUCACGUCGAAGGUAAAAAAGACAGUACCGCUGCGAUAGUCUCCUCAGUCCAACUGCGAACGCGAGACUGUUCUGAUCAGAGAUUUUAUCCUUUGGAAACACAUCACCAACAUGGACGUUGUACUGAAACUUUUUCUAAUCCUCGCUUUCGCAGCACGCAACACAUUUGCCUUUAUGAAACCGACAUGCAGCAAAGAUUACCUUCGCUUUAUGGUCGCUACUGCAUGUUCAUACGCCAAACGAGAAGUGUCAAAUGAUGAUGUGAUGAAAGUAGUCGAAGAAGAAUUCGACAAACACUUUGACGAUGUGGGAAACUAUGUGACCGCAGACAACGAAAUUUUCCAUGCACCUUUAAAUUACCGGAAUCAUAAACAUUGGCGAGAAGUACCUUUCAAACUAUUCAAAAACAAAAGGACAACGGAUAAAUUCGGAAAUUUUCAGUCUGACUGGCAAAACUUCAUGAAGAUAUCCGACAAUCCGGGAUUUGGCCGCUUCAGAAGGUUGCUAGGUCUGGAGGGUGCUUCAAUGCCUUCAGGUGACAUUGCAGGCAUCCCGGUCCCUUGGAUGAAUAGAGAAGAACUCCAUAGUAAGGGAAUCAAUGGAAACCUUCUUUAUCGGGAUAUUAGGGAUACAGUGAUGAAAUGCUGUACAAGAAAUUGUACAGUUGAUGAAUUUAAACAUCUUUGUGGAUAAAAAAUAUGAUAGAAUAAUCAACAAUGAAACUUGGAUCAGAGACGGCAAUUGAAAAGUUAAUAAUUUAUUGUUUUUUUUAUAUGUCACUUGUAAUAUUAUUUAUUUAUGCCAUGGCUUUGAAUGACAGCAAUGUUUUAGCAGUUUUUAUAUUGUCUUAAAAGAGGUUUUAGUGACUUUAUAUGACUUAUGUUGCAUAAAAAUAAAAUUUUGUCUUUCAAAUUUAAUUUCAGCAAAUGGCAGAAACACUAAAUGUAAAUUACACUUGUAAUGCAAAAAUGAAUUUGUUUGUUGUUUGUUUCAAAUUUGUGUUGUCAAAAUUGUUUCGAAUUAAAAUGUCCAAACUAAA